AGAGGUUAUUUCUCAAAUCAACAUUAAUAUGAACCGAAAGAAGCAACCAGAAGCGUUUCAUUGUUCCUGUAUCUGCAAUCAAUAAAAUUGUUUUUAUUUACAGACAAAUUUAAACUAUUUCCUUAUUCGUCUAUAAUUGUUUUAGCCUUUAAAUUUUGUAAUCUUAAACUUUCCAAUGUGCCCAGAUAAUAAUAACUUUUCUUUUGCAUUGUUAAAAAUUUUUAAACGGAGGAAUAUAUGCUUGAAAAUAGUGCAAUUGUUAUUAUGAUUAGCGGCUAGAUCUGUGAAUAGUUUUCAUAAAAAUGUCAUCUCCAACUUUUAGAUUUGAUCUGCUAUCUACAAGUACAUUUACACCUCUUACCAGUCACUUGCCAGUUUCAACAUGGAAUAAUACUGCACCUUUGAAAAAUAUACCUUUAGAUUCCAAUUUAGCAUGGCUACUUUGUGCUUUAGUAAUGGCUAUGAGCUGGGUAAUAUAUAUAACAUAUUACAAUUCAAGAGUAAUUGGCUUCAUAGUAACCAAAAUCUUGAACCAUUUUAUGAAAUAUGGAUACGUUAAAGUAGGAUCAUUGUCUAUAUCUGUACUUUCUGGAAAAAUUAUGUUUCGCGAUGUUGCAUACAUUACAGAAGAUUGCACAUGGAGAGCGCAGGAUGGUUGGAUUAUUUUUAGAUGGUGGUAUCCUUAUGUUCGCAAAGAAAUAAGUGAAGAUUUAUCUCAUUCAGACACUAGACUUUCAAUACUUUUAAAUGGAUUUGAAUAUCAUCUCUACAAUCGAUCACAGCUCUAUUCCCGCUUAGAACACUUGUUUGGAUUGGACCCAUCAGUUAUCCCAUCUGGAUCUGAGCCUUAUUGGCAAGACUCUGGUGGAGAAGGGGAUACUCAAACACCAGUGGAUAAAAAUGAAGAGAAUGAAGUCCCGAAAUAUGAAUGGCGGGAUUUAAUCCCUGUCAUUAAGGCAGAGAUUUCCACUGGUCGAUUAGUAUUUGGAAAUCGUUUACUACCCACAACAUUAUCUGUGAAUUUUGAAGAAGCCCAUAUUUUAUAUACCACCAAACCAGCAUCAUCUAGAUUAGAUAAUUUCACCCAUAUAGCUAAAUGUAAAGCAGAAAACUUUAAAAUUAUUCUGGCUCCAAGUCCAAAAUAUACAGGUCUGAGUGAUGAACCACCCCGCUACAUGGGAGAAGGUUUUGUUGUAUUUCAAUCCAAUUUUGUGGAUCUCUAUUACUAUCAAGAUGAAGCAGGGUUAGUGACAGCUGAGCCUGAAAUGAUAGAAUUAGCUGAUGGUGAUGUGGUCCAGCGGUCAACAGCUCCAUUGUGGGGUUUAGAUAUCAAAUGUGGCAAAGGAACUGAUUUCAGCUAUGGACCAUGGGCAGAUCGCCAAAGAGAACAUCUUUAUAAGUUUUUCUUUCCUCAAGAUUAUCAACCAUUAGUUCCUACUAAAGAGAGUGCCGUGGGUGAGAAAAGAUUCUGCGAAAGUUUUGAUAUUCGUCUCAACACUCUGGCUGAGGCAACAAUUGAUAUAUUAUUUUCCAAAGAAAAAGAAACUAAUGCAGUGCACAUGAAUGUUGGUCAAGGGUCAUACUUGGAAGUGACCAUCCCCAUGCGCAUUAACAAUGAUGGAUAUUCAACUAAAAUAAAUGGUCAACUGUUGCACCUUGAAGCUUCAACUAGUCUGCAGUUUAGAUCAUUAGUAGAGAGUGAAACACUAGAGUUUGAUAUCUGGAUUAAAUAUCCUAAAAUAUGGAAUGACCACCAAAUGUGGAACUGUAGUUUAACAGGAUGUAAAACUACAGUACAUUUAAUUUAUGCUCAUAAACAUUUUUUUCAUGCUCUAAUGGAAGAUUGGGCUUCAAAAUUAAGACCAGAUAUUCUCCAUUUUGUGCCCUAUACUUGGCACUUUGGCUUAAUUCUGAAAGACUUUGAAUUGGUCACAGUUGUUAAUGAGUACAAUUGGAUCGACUGCUCAAGUCAGCAUCAAGAAAAUGCCUAUUUAGCUGUUUCUGGAGAUCAGUUUGAACUGUCAUUUGAUUUACCUUUCAUCGAAUAUUUACCACCCACUAUAUCCCUAAAGUUUUGGAUUCAGGGAGAGAGCUGUGAUAUGGUUUUCUACUUACCAGAAGUGAAUUCUAAUCGUGAUAUAAUAUUGAUGCUUGAAAAAUGUGCCAAGUUGACGGGAAGAGAUGGUUCACCAAGUCUUCAAGAUAACUCACCAAAACGAUGGAGAAAUAUGGCAAAGCCAAGUGCUGGUUGGGUUGAUUGUUGGUCAGUGCCUAUUGUUGCCCUGAGUAUUGGUUAUAUUUACCACCCAACACCACCAUGUGGUGCUUCCUGCUUAGAUUUAAACAUAACCACCCCCGAGAAAGAAGAAAUACUUUUAUCACCAAUUAGACCAAAUGGAUCUCAAAACAGAAAGAAAAAGAUGUGUAAUUCUUCAGAAUUUGAUCCCACAUCCUUAGCUCCGGACAUUGUUCAUCUUGAAUUAGAGAUAGGACCAUCAGUUUUAAAAUUAUAUGGCUCUUUACUUCGACAUCUUAUUCAUCUAAAGGAAAAUUAUUUCGGAGAAAAUCAAAAAUUUUUUGAGUUUGAUGCUCCAAUUAUAACUCCAAAUCAAGUUUCAACAGCAGCUCCCAAUGAAAAAGAUAAUUACGAAUUUGAUCCUCGUCAAUUUCGACCAUUAGACAUAACUGUGUCUGUUAUAAUGCAUGACAUACAGGGUCAUAUAAUGAAGUGCUGUAAUGACAACGAUCCACCAUGUCCUAGCUUAUACUUAGAGAGGUUUGCAUUUGAGAUGUUCAAAACUUAUGAAGAAACCAAACUACAGUUGCUUCUUUCUCCUUUAGUUCUUAGCACAGUGGAUACUGCUGUACGGCCCGACUGCCAUUCUCAUUUAAAAGAUGGUCAUGUAGUUUUAUCGACUCUUCAAGUUCGUGGCAAUGCUAUGUUUUCUGGUGUUGACAGACCCUUGGAGAGUGAAACUCUUGAGUAUGCAUGGCUUGUAGAAGUACUAAUUGGAGAUGUAACUGGACGGCUUACUAUACCUCAGGUUUAUCAUACUGUGACUGGUUUUGAGCUGUUUGUUUUUCAAGUGCAACAGUCUGAUUGUGAUCUUCAGCCUCCACACGCUUUCAAAUUGUGCCAACAUGACAUACCCCAAUCCAACUGCACACAUACUACUACUACUUUGGUGUGUCCUAGCCCAGAUGAUAUUAAAUAUAGGAUGACUCGUCUUUCUAUUGAUGCUAUAGAUUUGUGCAUUGUUGAAAGUGGAACCGCUAUUGAAAUUGAAGUAUUUCCUUUGCGACUUGCAACCUGUAAUCUCCAUGGAAAUGAUACUGUGUCAGGUUUAAGCAUGCUGCUGCAGUCUGUGCACUUCAAACAGUAUGCAAAAAUAAGCUCGAAUCUAGUAUGUUCAUCUGCAUACAAUAUAGUCAGUCAUGGGAUUAUGUCUCAGCAAAAUUCAGCGUCAGAUAUUUGGCUUGAAGUCGGUGGUUUUAGCUUUGGUCCAAUGUUCAUUGAUUCAGCUACAUCACAAAUGAAGAGAAAUGAUGACACACAACAAGAGAACUUUUUACGUGUGCAUGAUAAUAAGAAAAAGAAAUUGUGGUUUUUAUGGCCCAUAGAUGUUUCACCCAUACCUCAAGCUUCUCAUGGGAAGUGUGGAUGUGUUGGUGGCUGCUCCUUUUUUGGGAGCAAUAAGAAUGGGAUAUAUUUUUUCAACAUAAAUAAUCAUUUGGAAGACAUUUCAGCUGUCUCUGCCAAAUAUCAAAUCAGUUUUGAUAAUAAUUUGGGUUAUGGCGAAAGCUUACUGCAUAGAGGUCACUUUGUAUUUGAUGCUCCUGAAAAUCUACCCAAUUUUCCAUAUAGUUCCAGUCAUUCUGAAAAAUCAGUCAUCAUAACUGAGAAUUCUCAUGCUCAUAGCAGAACUAAACUAAACGAUACAACAUUUUCAAAAUCAUCAGAUAAUGAUUCUCAUUUUAUUAAUAGAGGUUAUAGUGCAUUCUCAGAAAGUUAUCUAGAUGACAAAAUAUCUUUCUUCAAUCACUCAAGAUUAGUUAAUGACACCAACACAGAUAGUAUGUUGUAUGAUUCCAGUAUUCCUUCACUUCCCAGAGAACAGAGAUACAAUCAUGUUCGUUGCAUAAAAAGGCAAUUUAGUAGUCCAACUCAUGUGUCUAUGCCAUCUAGUUCAUCGGUUCUUUCUUCUUAUCAAAUCUCUAUGGCACAAUCUGCUCCCGUAGCAGGGAAACUUGAUCGAAAACCAACAAUGAAAGGGGAUGAUUGGAAAAGCAUAUUAGAGUCGAACAUUAAUCCAAUUUCAUUGGUGAAAGAGGAAAGUAUAAGUCCAGGUUUAUCUCAAAAUAAGUACAGUUCACGGAUAUCUUUAAACAUAAGUCCAAAUGGAAGAGGAGAAAAUAAUGGCUCAAGACAUUCACUUGCGAGUAUUGCCGCAAGGAGUUAUUCCCCAAGAUCAGUUCGUAGAGCUGCGUCUACUGAAUCUACUCAUUCCACAGAAAGUUAUUUUUCUGCUGAUGAAGAUGGCGAAUCCUCUGCAGAAACUGGUGAUAAUCCUGAUGAGUUUCAUGUAGAUGAAGAGAAACGUCAUGUAACUUUAAAAAAUGGUACGAAUUCAAUCGAUAGAAAAGUGGCAACUGCUCGUAGAUCACUGCAUGACAUACAAGAAACUCCAUCACAGCAAUCUAGUGACAGUGAUCUUCAUAUUACUGUUUUGCAGCGUACUCCAUCGUGUGGCAAUCACCACGAUCCAUCAGAUUCUAACUCAAUUUCUAGCACCUCAUUUUUAUCAGCUAUGUCAUCACAAGAAGAUAUUGCACUAGUUGAUCUCCAUAAUCAAAUGGACAAACCUAUCAUAGAGUCACCUUUAUUAAUGUCUUGCUAUAUGGCUCACAUGACACAGCUUCAGUGUCUUCAGUGGUUUCAGCAGCCACCAUUACCUCACCUGGUUUCUCAGUUUGAUGGACAUCAUAAUGGACACAACAAAGACUUCAUAUUUCAUCGGACACACUCUGCCUGGAAACCAAAAUUUGUUCCUUUAACUGAAGGUUUCACAUCUAUACACAUGGUGCACAAGAACAGAACAUCAAGCCAUCGUCACAAAUUUCAAUAUGCUCAGAAAUCUAUGUCAACCCAUUCUGACGAUGAAUUUAAACCAGGUUUAAUACACCAGGAACUAAAAAAAGAUGAAUACAACUCUGGAGAUCAUAGUACUAAAAUUGCUUCAAAAAUUGUCUUUGUCAUUAAAUUGAGUGGCGAUGUUCAUUUUAAAAUCUCACCAUUGCUGGUUGAAAGUUUGAAAAGUUUCAUCGAUGUUCUCACUCCAACAUUAGCUCAGCUGCAUCCACUUACGAUUGUUAACCAUUUACAUGUCAUGUGCUCCCAUGAAGUGCAGAAGAGCAAUCAGCUAAAAAAGGAAAAAGUUCUUCAUUUGAGCCAGCUUCGUGCACAAAUAAUAGAGAAAUAUAAAAAGCGCAAUAUUUCAAAUUCAGAAAAGAUAAAUGAUGGAAGCUCUGAGAACCUUGGAAACAACUAUGAAGAAACUCGAAAUACUCACACGAAAGCACUGAUAAAAAUUGCUAAAAUAAAUGUUAGCAUCAUGCAAGCCUCCAUAGUUGAAGAAGUAAUAGCUUUCUCUGCUCUUGAUAAUUUAAAGGAUUUAACCUGUGUUUCACUUCUGUCAAUUUGUAUCGAUAAUACAUCAAUUCAAUUAUCACAUAGUUGUCAAGCAAAAAAGGUGAUUCAAACUUUUACAGACUAUUGCAAUGGUAGCGUUGCUCGGACUAAAAUCAAUGAACGCUCAUCAAAGAAAGCAAAAACUGAUUCUUUACCUACCGAAUUGUUAACUGUUGAAACUAGUGAAACUCAGCAGGAAGAGACAAUUUUAUCAGCUUCAGUUAUGUGCAUUCAUUGCCAGUUGCGCAGGCUUAAAAAUAAUAGCAGCAUAUUGAAGGAAGCUAUGCUUACGGUGAUUCCAUACCAUAGGAGUAAAGUUGAAUUCACUUUCGAAAAUCAUUUCUUUGGGCGUCAGUUAUCCAAACAGAGUGAUAAACAAGAUGCGUUUAUGGAUGUAGAAUGGAAUCAGUAUUUGGAUGAAGAAAAAAUGGGAUUCAUAAUGUUCGAAUGUGGACUUGAAGAUAUUGGUGUGAAAUUCAUAAAAAGGUGGGGUUAUGAUUCAUUUAACUGUGUCGAUGUGGAUGAAAGAAAACCUAUGGUCGAGCCGAAGAAUGAAAACAAAUCUAAUAAGAAGCCAUCAAGUGAGCGCCCUCCUUCUAAACAAUGCCAUAAGCAAUGUAAAUGUGAGGAUAAUUGGGAUGCAAAGGUGUCAUUUCCUUCUUGUGUCUCAGAAUGUGGAAGCUAUAGCAGCAUGUACGAUAGUAGAUCGGAUCUAAAUAAUCAAAAUUUGAAAGGAGAUGCAUCUUCUUUUAUAACAGAAUUGAAAACUGUAUGGUUCAAUUUUGCAGCGCCUCCUCGGACUCCUAACACACGCAAAAUUGAUUUCACAAGGUUAGAUUGGCAUUUGCUAAGUACCGCUACUCCAUCUAUAAAUGCAUGGCUGAAACCGAGUGAUCGACUGCUUGUUUCAGCCAAAAAAAUGGCAAAGGAAGCCGGACAGAGAUCUGCUGCAAUAAUGGCGUGUUUAAUGGCUGAAGCUUUAGAAGUACAGAGUAUACAUAUGCCUGUGAAGAGCAAAUAUCUUGCUUUCAAAUUAACACCUUUAGCUAAGACUCUUCAAGAAGAUCCAUCCUGCCAAUUAUUAAUGGUUUUAAGAAGAUAUUUAAAACAAGUUGACCUGGUAAAUGUAGAAGAAAAUGUAGUUGCAGAUUAUAUUCCCCCGAUUAAAACAGUCUAUAGAGGUUUAAUUUCACUAAGCCGGCAGUGGAAAAAUGUUCUUUACAUGCCGUUUCUUGUAGAACAAAAUAUUAGAUUUCGUAAAAACAUGAGGCCUCUAAAUUUGUCCUUCUCUGCACCCAAGAUUGAUGCCAUGCUAUCCAGUAAUGAUGAUGCUGAUAAAUUAUCUUUGGAUGAGUGUGAAGUCACUGAUGAAACUACUAAUUUAUUAAUUGCUGAAGGUGGCUCAUUAACUCUUGGUCAGUCUCAAAAAGCUAUGCCUACUCAAAGCUCGCCCCCAAACAAAUCUUAUUCUAGUCGGGACACAGGCUCUCGUUCCAGUAGCAGUCAACAAGAGGUUACUGAAGAAGCUGUUAGUAGUGGUUCCGGUGCCCAAAAAGCAAGGAGAAAGCUUCCAAGCUAUCCACCGCGUACAUCUAGAGCUAGUGUUGCCUUUCCUCUUCUUGGUGGUCCCCUUGACUCUCCAGGCCGUUAUGCUGGAGGUAUGAAUGGAAAAAGUAAUGGUUUUGUUUUACAACAAUACGGUCUUAAUGCUAUCUCUAAACUUAAAAGAAGUGACAGCAGACACAGUUUAAAGUCAACAACCUGGAGUUUGUCCAGUAUUGAGCCGAAUUUGCAGUCAUCUGUAUUCGGUACACCUCAGAAAACACUUGGCAAUGGUGAUAUAGAUCAAGUUGAUGAGGACUUAUAUAACUGGAUGGCAAGGCAGCAAGAAUACAUCCGAAAUACAAACAACCAAAAAAGAAUUGAGAGAGCACAGCUAGAAUCUAAAAAGAGCACUUUUGCUACAGACAAUAGCUUUGAAACGGAAAUGCCAAAAUCAAUUGUAGCUGCUGUCAACUUUGCUCCGUUGAGUAUUCAACUUGCUGACGCUCAUGUGAUAUUCCAUCCUCUUUUGAACAGCAUCGGUGUUCCAAAUCAAGCUCUCCACACUUCAUUCAGUAUUGCAUUUGGACCAAAAAUAUCAGUUUCAGCUACAGUGGAAAUGUUAAAAAUUGACAUAGUCGAAUCUGAGUAUCACAGUAAUGUUCGCCAAAAGAAAAAAUCAAAUAGAAAGCAAUCAAAUUUGCAUGGGAAGUUUUUUAUCGACACAAGCAUGGAUACUCCCACAUUUAUUUGUGACAAGUUUUCACUGGAACUGGAACUUAGAGAAACACUUUGUCAUAAAGGUGAAACAAUAAGCAAUGAUAUACUUGUCCCAUCACCUGCUUUGAUGUUUUUAUCCAAUGGUCCCAAACAUAGCACCAUUAUAAACUUCAGCGUGGACAUUAACUUCGUUGCUCAGCAGGUAAAUAUGCCAUUGCUUCGACUGUUGCAUCAGUUUUCCACGAUGUAUGAAAAUAUCAAAGAAACGAGACUCGAAUUGAAAGCAAAUAGACCAAGUUCUUUUAAGGAGAGUGUGAAAAAUGAAAAGAAAGGGUUUUCUCCUUCUGUAAGUCAAACUGGUAGUUACAGAUUAAAUUCACCUAAACCACCACCUCCGAAAUUCAGUACUCCAACACCUACUCCAACCAAAUCUGUGGGAGUUUCUAGUAUAACAGCUGGCAUUCGUAGACCUCAUACUCUUUCACAAAGAUUAAGGGCCAGCACUAAAGGUUACACUAACUUACAGGAUACGACCACAAAAGAGGAUCGUUCUUGCAGCCCUAUUAGUUUCACAUUGAGUGAAUCGGUAGCCAUUGAUAUUCCUGAUACCUGUUCUGCCCCAGCCUCUGAACACACAUUACUUGGAGAGAUUAAAGAGCUUCAACCAAGAUGUUGGAGAACUAUGUUUUAUCUUUUGGAUCUUUAUGAUACUAUGCCUGAACCAAAAACAGUGAAUGAAAGGUGUUCAACAACUCAUGUUACUCAAGAUAGAAAGUCCCUGGAUGUAUCAGAAGAGUACAGGGGUAGUGGCAAAUAUGAACCUCUAAAAGAGCAACAAGCAGAUACAGUGGACAACAAUUUCUCUGAAAAACCUGACGUGCCAAAAGAGAACUUGAAAGGCUUUACUAAAGCUCUGAUAGUUAGAGAUUGGACGCCUUUAAUAAUAUUUGGAGUGGCAACUGUGCAUAAGACAAGACUCUUAGCAAUGCUGAGUGGUUUGAAACUUGAAGGAGAAUUAAAUGGAUUUCAUUUAAGUUUAACACAUAAGGACAGAGUUCGUGGUACAAAUAGAAAAUGGAGUGAAUCAUCGCUUGCUGGGCAGCUGGCCCAAGCUAUGGUAGUUGUCUUGGAAGGUGUUCCACCCAAUCAACAAACUGUUGUAAAUAUGACCGUUGGAAAAUCACAAGCCUUGUACUCUACUCAAAAUAAAAAGGGAAAAGAUCGUAACUCCGCUUUGCUCACCAUAGGACCUAUAAAUAUUGAUAUACCUCAGCAUCCUGUUGUUCUCCAUGGGAUGAUGACUCGUAGUAGUCGCCAACUUUCAACUACAUUACAGGAGUUAAGAGCAACUCGCCAACCAUUGAGGCCUUGCCGACAAAUAGAUGAAUAUAGUGUCGCAAAUCAUUCCCCCCAGCCGCCUUGGGAUACUCCUCAGAACCAUUUGUCUGAGCCAAAUCAUGAACCCAUCAAUCCUUUUAUCAUACAGUUCAGUAUCAUUUUAGAUAGUUUAACUGUUGGGGCAGCUGUUCUACCAUCUUUAAAAGCCCAAUAUCAGAUGGGACAAGUUAUCAGUCUAGGAGUUACUGGAAGUAAAGCAAAAUUUACUGUUGAUUUACCGCAGCAUACAUUGAGCUUCAAUACCAAAGUUCAACCUUCUGAAGGUAAUAUGCCAUCUUCUGCCAGUGUUGAUUUACCGCCUGUGCAUAUAUCAGCUGAGUACAUUCAAGAUCCUACCUCUACUAAUACAACAACUAAUAAAUUAGAAUCCUUUACUGACGGUGUAGUUCUGUGCCAAGGAAGUUAUCUGAGCGCUUUAGCCGAAAUUGGAUCCUUUGAACAUAGUUUAACUACUGACCUCCUCAAUCAUUUAGUUCUUGUUCAGAAAGUUUUUAUGAAGGAAGUUAAUGAAGUUGUGCAGAAAAUGUCAGGUGCUGACAAACCAAUUUCUUUGUGGAGUGAAGUUGAGAAGUCAACUCAUAUGAGACCCAGAAGACUGCUGUUUUCUCUCCUUUUGCGUCUAAAGGGUAUUCAAAUAACAGCUACAACACCUACUAGCAGUGCAGUGCGGCUUGAAACAGGAGCUGUAGAACUACAACUAUCCAAUCGAGUUCAAAAUAUGUCAUCUAGCUGUCCAUAUACCGGUAAUUACAUCAAACUUUUUGGCAAGGCUCAAGUUGAUGUCAACCUUGCUUUAGGACAAUUGAUUAAAAAUGCUUUGUUUGAAGAAGCAGAACCAGAAUUUCAGCAGUUUGCUUAUUUUAAAACAAGAAUUUGCAUGAGAAAUGCUCUUCAAGAUGAAAUGAUUUCAAGUCAUUCAGACGACAAAGAAGCUGUUUUAAUCACCUUAAAUAGACCAUUGAUAUACAUUCAGCCUAUUGCGCUUGAUAAAGCUGUACUGGUCUGGCUUAACUAUAAAAAUGCAUAUGAAUACUGGAAUGAACAGAGAGCCAGUCUUAAUAAAGAGGUUUUGACUGCAACUCAACAAGUUUUUGAACGAGUUCCUCAAAUAUCACAAUUAGGCUCACAAGCUUUAGGGACUUUGUUUCUUCAAUUAACUGUUGACGAUAUGGGUAUUUGUUUGCCUCUCAAUCCAUAUGCUGGUAAAAAAGAUGGAUAUAAAAAAAAUGUAGCCAAUAAAAUGUAUGAUACUGAACUGAAAGCAGCAGUUGUUGUAACAUUGGAAAGUACAAGGAUUUCUGCUUGUUCUUGUGGCUCUCUAGUUAGUAAAGCAAAGUUUACAGGACUGUGUUUUAGAUUUGCUGAUGACUUUGAAACGUCACUGGAUGAUUGGAAACCAGAUCCAACAGAUUCCAAUAUUAUGAAUUUAUGCGUGGUUUCAGAAGGGACCUAUGAAAUUUGUUCCAGAACAGUUGCUCCUCAAGGAAUUGCUAAUGCAAAGUGGAUUUUGAACGUCCAAUGGCAAAUGGAAGGUGUAGAUAUACAUUUAGACACAAAUAUUGGGAAGCAGUUGUCUGCGUUAUUUAAAACAUUAACAGCUAUUACAGGCGUUGAAGAUGAAAAUGAUGGCAUGGAUUAUAUGGAUGGGGGUACUGAAGAUGCAAAUCAUCAUGGCCCUUGUGUACAGGAACCUGUGAUUGCUAGGAAAGGCAGUACUUUUGUAGAAACGCUGCCACCUUUAAUUUUGGAUCCCAGCUUAGAUGCUAAAAAGAGAUCAAGACUCAUUGAAAAAGAAAUGAAUGAACAAGCUAAAAUAAUAAAUGAUCUGAGAUUGCUUGGUGCUAGUCAAAGCACUAUUGAGCAAGAAGUACGCCGUCUUCAUGAGUUAGAGACUGCUGUAUUCAAUGAUUUUAGAAGGGAUGUCAUUAAAAAGCUACGCAGACAAAGUGUAAAGGCCACUUCAUUUAAAGACAAAUUAGGAUUAGGAACUCGGUCAACUGCUGGUCCCUUACAAUCCAUAUCAUUGUUUUUCCCUGAUGCUGAAGAAAGAGCUGAAAUUGGCCAAGAUGAUCCGAUUCCGACCCCAAGCAGUAAAGAAAGUUCUCCAAGUCAUGCUCAUACUAGAACAGGGUCUCUGGAUAUGUCAGAUUUACCAAAUCUUGCCUUACCUGAAAAGUCUGUUCAUAGAGAACUUUCUCUAGAUAGUGUGUUCACUUCAAGCGCUACUGCUGAUUUAGGUUACAGUGAAACUCCUACUCCAUCCCAUACCGCUGAGAGUACUACUGCUUAUAAGACUGACAUUUAUCCUCUAGAUCCUGCUACAUCAUCCGAGUCUCCUUCUAGCUCAGUUGAAGCAACUGUUGAAAAUGCUGCUAAAAUGGACACUAUUGACUUCAAGAGGGCCAAUGACACUUUUAAAGCAGGUCAUACAACUCCUGGUGGAGCCAGCAGUGGCGUGAGCUCUUUUAAACAGCCUCCAUCUGAACCUAACAUUGAUUUUGAAUUGGAUGUUAAAGUAUUUUUUAACAGUGGAAAAUGUGUACUUCAUACUAAGGAUUUCAAUCGGGAAGAGGAUUUCUUAAAAAGAUCUAUGAGGAAAGAAAGAAGUUUCUCUGGUGGUGGCUUUGACCUAUCAUCACCGAGUCAUACAAAGAAACGUUAUGGAAGCGGAAUGAGAAAUAACAUGUCUUCUUCUCGCCUUCGAUAUGCGCAAAAUGCCCCUCCUAGUCAAGUUGCCGAUUUUACAAUAUUUUUGAUUCCUGGACUUGAUGUCAAAGUUCAUUAUAAUUCUAAAACUGUGUCUGGUGAUAGUCCUCUUACUAGUGUAAAUGGUCCUAUGAAAUACUAUACAGAAGUGGACUCUAGUAAUUUUGAAGAUCCAGGAGCAUACCGAGCAAGUUUCCUGGCUGUAGAUUCUUCUCAAAUGACAAGCAGUAGUCUUCGCAAAAUUGGCAUUAAAAAAGCGUGCCUUUUUGCUUGGGUUACACUACAAAGUAUUCCUGAAGAAGCUGUAGUUAGUCCACAUCUGUUGGACUUUUUGGAACAAGCCCUUGAGCCCAUACCAAUUCAACUAACCAAAACUCCUCCUGUUAUAGAACCUUCAAAGAUUGAAGAUGAAGGUGCUUCAUUGGUUACACCUAGUCAAUAUGCAUAUGCCUCUUUUCCUGUUGAUGUCAUUGUUUACUUCCGAAUGCAACCAUCAAUUUUACGUUUCAGUUGCUUACCCAUAUCACGUGUAGAGUGUAUCCUUAGAUUACCAUCAGUGGACCUUGUUUUUUCAUCAAAACGAGCAGAGGAUGAUUUAUAUGCAGCUGCCACUCAAGAAUCAAGUUUUAUGAUAAAAUCGAGAGUUUUCCCCAAAAAUAAUAAUCGACCCAUCUUUGAAAGUGCGUCUGUGUGCCAAACAGCUGUUGGUGGAUUAAGCAUGACUGGUUGUUUAGCUGAUUUUUCAUUAUAUAUUUUCCAUCCUUAUGGUGGAGCAAAAAAAGCAGGUAGUUCUAAAGAAGGAGAAACAUCACCUUUAUCAACAAGUGAGAGAAAGGAUUCAUUGAGUUUACAAGUAGAGUUCGUAAAAGUUAACAUCUCGAGAAGUAGAAAAAUCAAUCUCUCUCAUAUAGAAUCUGGCUCUAAUCCUCUAAAAUCAGGGAGAUCUUGUGACUCUGGGGGUGCACUGAUUCGAUUUUCAGCUAUCUGUGAUAUUGGUUCAGCUUCAUUCAAGUAUGAUAUGAGACGAUUAACUGAAAUUUUAGCUUUUCCUAAAGCUUGGUAUCGUCGCAGCAUAGCAAGGAGAAUGUUUUUAGGUGAUCAAAGCACUGGUGCUUUAUAUAGUGAUCAAGAAGAUUCUGUUGAAACUAGUAGCAGUAGUGGAACAAUGUCUCCAAGUAUCAGCAAAGCUGAUUACAUUGCUUUCUCUUCUCCUGUGACUGUGCAAUCUUCUUGUGCAACUACAACUACUUCUGAAAAUACAACCUUGCUGACAUCUUCUUCUAAAACUUCAACUAUUCCAAUCUCUCACUCCUUAAAAUCUACUCCUACCUCUGAUGGUUUCAAAGAUCCAAGUAAAUUACCCAAGUCAUUAAUCUCUCCUCAUGCUCAUCGAGACAGACUCUGGCUGAAUUUAGAUCGAUCUAUUCCUGAAUCAAGAAGAAAUCUUGGAAUGCCAAGUCCGUCAAAAAGCGGCUCUUCCAGUUAUGACGAAAGCAAAGACAGUAUAUCUUCCGAAACUUCCUCCCCUCUCCAUUCAGGUAGACAUAGUAGUUCCUGGGAAACUCUUGUUUUGUUUGCAGUAAACCUUUCACGUUUAAACGUUCACAUGAAUAUGGGAAAUGUUAUGGGAAACACAACGUGGUUAACUAGAGAUUUCAAAUCUCAGGGCCGCUUAUCAAUAGGAAGUAGUGGACACAAAAACUUAUUUCUUUCUGUUGGUCUAGAAGUUUCAACUCUGGAUAGCAAGGGUGGUAUUGUUGGUGGAACAAUUGAAUUAAGCCAUAUUGACACUUGUAUGCAUUUAAAAGAAGAUUGGGGGCAGGAACCUGAUCAUACUGUUGCCCUAAAACUUGGUGCUUUGGAAUCUCGUUUGGAUUACAUGGGAACAAGUGUGCUUAUGGGACGUGUUAGCUCUUUAGAUAUAACACUCAAAGAUGAGUGGAGAGUCAGUACCAGUUUAAUUCAAGAUCAUAUGGUUAGUCAUCCUACUAAAAGGCCUGCUUUAAUUUUUGUUAAUGGAGAACUAUCAUGGGAUCAACUGCAGCUUUUGAUUUCAAAAUCGACUACACCUGACUUAAUAAAAAUGUAUUCCAAGCUGGAGGAAUUUUUCUCUCAACAAUUUCGUAGUAGCAAACGAGUGUUUUCAUCUCUCCAGCCUCGCCUGCAAAGGCAUUCUUUAAAAAAUCGUUCACGAAAAUCAAAGACACCGGAAGAGAGUGAAGCCAAACAUCAUCGUCAUUGGCAGAAAGUCCUAUACAUGGUAUCAGGCUUACAAUUAAGUACAAUGGCUAGUGCCUUACCGGAGAUUGGAACAAUAUUAGGUGGCACAAUGGAUCUUCAUGGUUACAAUAUUUCUUUAGCAUGCUUCCAUGGAAUAAAUUUUCGUUCCAAAGCUUGGGCUAUCUUCAGUAUGCGGAAACCAACUAUUUCAUUUGCAACUGAAGCACAAGAUGUUGUAAAAGAUGAUGGUAGUAUUGCUACUCACAUUGUUCAAAAUUUGUCUUAUGCCCUUGGCCAUUGCUCAACAGAAACUGCUCAGCAUUCAAGUAUGGCUACUGUUUGCCGGAUAUCAAGGAACGUUCUCUUCCCACCUCAGUUUAGAAGCAUGCAUGAAUGGUUUCACUAUGCCUUCGCUACGAGUGAAUUGGAUGGUAAAGAACUCUUAGAUCUUUUGAAACCAACUUUCAUAACUAUUUUUGUAUGAAGGUAUUCCAAAAGC
Messenger RNA from Parasteatoda tepidariorum (common house spider), 14774 nucleotides. Lineage: Eukaryota; Metazoa; Arthropoda; Arachnida; Araneae; Theridiidae. The record is from RefSeq and is a predicted model, not a curated record.